AUGUUCCCAUCCACCUCCUUCAUUGGAUACAACAUGUUGUACAUGGCCCAACCAGUUUGCCAAGUCCUGCCCGUUCCACAUCCAGUCUACGGCAUCUACGCAGCUCCACCGAUGUUUUAUGGGGUCCAGACCGCCCUCCCUGCUUUCUACCAGCCCGCCGUUGUCCUUCCACAGCGGCCAGUGGAACUUUGCCCUCAGGGCAAUUACGGACAAGCAAGCCGAAACAAUGGUGAUUUCUGGCCUCAAUCAGCUCAGGGACCCUGCUCAACAUCGUUGUCGCCAUGCCCCAGCCAGGAGUCAUCUUCUGGCUACUCCUCCGAUAGCGAAGCCGGCUCAUCUCCAGGCCUUGUCCAAUAUCGCUUCCGAGAAGCGCCGCCGGCUGCAAAACGACUACCCAUCUUUGAAGCCGUCCACAAAAAAGGCAUCAAGGAACUACAGGAUUGUCAGCGGGUCCAUCAAAAUGGUCAAAUGUUCCCUUGCCCUGAGGGAAAAUCCAAACUGCCUGAGGAAAUCAAGCUACGCCGACGAUUCAAAACAGUGCUAUGUAGACAUUUUAUGGCUGGAGAAUGUCCCAAUGGAAACGGCUGCAACUUUGCCCAUGGAGAAGAAGAAUUGAGGGUCCCGGAAUUGCCGAAAAAUUACAAAACACGGCCCUGUGCAAACUUUAUGUUGAAAAAUUUUUGUCCAUUGGGAAAGAAAUGUGAUUUUAUCCAUUAA
This is a messenger RNA of Bursaphelenchus xylophilus (pine wood nematode), 717 nucleotides long. Lineage: Eukaryota; Metazoa; Nematoda; Chromadorea; Rhabditida; Aphelenchoididae. The record is from the annotation of a GenBank genome assembly.